ACGAACUCGCUGCGAUCACAUGCUACGGACACCUGCAAAGGGUUGACAACGGGGUGAAAUAAUGGAACCAAAACAUCCAGGAAACAACGUGCCGAAUAAUUCCCACGGCGAGAAGGCUUGGGAUGACUAUCAAUUUGCUUCUUCUCUAAACACUGAUAGAAUCCCCUUCUGAGCCCUGUUGCCUCUUCCUAUUACUGAUCAUUAACCUCGGGGCGUUGAACCUCGGCAACUCUGCUCUUCCCCACAAGGGGGUCUCCGGACGUCUUAACGCCGCCUUCCCCAGACUGUCUCCAAACCCAACCAACGCUAUUAGACCUGAAUAAUUCUAAGUUCUAGAAAUUUGUGAUACCAGCUUGCUCUUGGAUCAACGACUCGACUUUAAAAUCGUCUUACCUUGCCUUCGCCCAAGUAUCAGUGCGGCCGGUCCAGUGGUCCACCAGUCAAUAUGCCUUUCAACACCCUUCUCACGAGGAAGCUAGGCAUCACAGUCCCUAUCGUUCAGGGAGGUAUGCAAUGGGUCGGAUACGCUGAGCUUGCUGCCGCAGUCAGCAAUGCAGGCGGCCUGGGAAUCCUCACUGCUCUCACUCAACCCACCCCCGAAGACCUCCGUAAGGAAAUUCGCAAAUGUCGAUCCAUGACCAAGAACCCCUUUGGCGUCAACCUGACCCUGCUUCCCGCCCUCGUUCCUCCCGACUACGCGGCCUACGCACAAGUGAUCAUUGACGAGGGUAUCAAGAUCGUCGAGACGGCCGGAAACAACCCAGGGCCCGUCAUCCAGCAGCUUAAGAAAGCCAACAUCAUCAUCCUCCACAAGUGCACUACCAUUCGCCACGCGAAAUCUGCCAUCAAGUUGGGCGUGGACUUUUUGUCCAUCGACGGGUUCGAAUGUGCUGGACACGUCGGUGAGAACGACAUCACCAACUUCAUUCUCCUCAGCCGGGCACGGCAGGAACUCAAGGUACCGUUCAUCGCGUCCGGUGGGUUUGCCGACGGACAGGGGUUGGCGGCGGCGAUGGCCCUCGGCGCCGAAGGCAUCAACAUGGGAACCCGCUUCAUGUGCACGGUCGAGGCGCCCAUCCAUCGCAACGUGAAGGAAGCGAUCGUCAAGGCGGACGAGACGGAUACGGCUCUGGUGAUGCGCCGCUGGAAGAACACGACCCGUCUGUACGGGAACAAGGUCUCCCAGGAGGCGCUGAAGGUGGAGCGCGAAAGCAAGACGGGUGAAUUCAGCGAGAUCGCUCCCUUUGUCAGUGGCAAACGGGGCCGCGAGGUGUUCCUGACUGGUGAUGUUGAAUUCGGUGUGUGGACUGCCGGUCAGGUCAUCGGUAUGAUUCAUGAUAUCCCGACUUGUGCUCAACUUCUCGAGCGGAUCGAGAAGGAAGCUGUGCAGGCGCUGGAUCGUGUGAGGUCGUUGCACACGGCAACAGCGCAAAGCAAGCUGUAGAACUGCUCACUGUUGACUGGUCGAAUUGAGAGCUUACAUGCGGGAUAUGUAUUACA
Messenger RNA from Aspergillus homomorphus CBS 101889, 1500 nucleotides. RefSeq names its product NAD(P)H-dependent flavin oxidoreductase. The transcript has 4 exons. The coding region runs from base 446 to 1444 and encodes 332 amino acids. Gene Ontology annotation, molecular function: nitronate monooxygenase activity. The record is from RefSeq and is a predicted model, not a curated record. NCBI's taxonomy places the organism in Eukaryota, Fungi, Ascomycota, Eurotiomycetes, Eurotiales, Aspergillaceae.